UCUACCUGUUCCUCUCACUAAUUCCUCGCCCACAGCAUCCAAAGCUGUCCCCACGGACCAUUAUAAACUCCAUCCCCUAGUUCUUCCGCUCCUGAGUUCCCAUCACAUGAAGCUCCACCUCAGAUUCAUGCUAAGCCCCUCCCCCUGGUCCAUAUGCUCCGGAGUUCCACUUCACUUGAGUUGAAGCACCAUCCCCGGAAAAUACUAAGCUCCGCCCCCUGGUCCUCCCGCUGAUGAGCACCCCAUCAGCCAUCACCCGGUCCCGAAGCUUCGCCCACUGGACAGCGGGCAGCAUUGUCUCCCUCUCCCUGCUUCAUCUGAAGGCCUACUGCUUCUGCUGCCAGUCCUGUACUUUUUUUUUUUUUUAAAUGCCGCCAAACAGUGGUGUGGGGUGUUCUGCAGCUGGUGAUUGGCAUCUUCAGCUGCUAUUGUUGUUUACGCUCCACAUCUAGAGGGGUAUCUGGUGGCAGCAUUAUGGCAGCAGUGGUGUAACGAUGGCAGAGCGAGCAGGGCAUGUUGGGCACUGGAGCCCAGGGCCAGCGCAAAGCAGCAAGCUGGGGUAUGCAGCGGCCGCAGACCUGUGAGCUCUAAAAGGAAGGGGCAGUCGGUCAGAGCAGCGGUCGGAAGGGAGCUGCUAAAAUAACGUAGGAAAUGUGCCGGGACCUGGAGGAAGGGCAGCCGCUGACUGUGCUAGUGUUCUGACUCCUCCGACACCCCCCCGCCGUUGCCACGAUGGAACCGCAGAAGGCUUUUAAGGAAGAGAGCGGAAGCUGCUACAACCAGGUGUGGGGGUCAUCCCCUCUUAGAUCAUAUCCACUUCUUUCCGUCAUCAGCCACCAGCCCAGCGUGGUAGCUCACUUGGUUCCUUCAGCAUCUUCUUCACACAUUCAGGUGCUGUCUCCCACACACCUUUCUCCUCCGUGUGCACGCUCAGAGACCCCUGCGAGUGAAGCCCCCCAAAGCAGCGAAUCAGAGCUGGAACAAACCACCUCUCGUGCUAAGAAACCACGGCGUAGCAGAACCAUCUUCACAGAGUCUCAGCUCAUGGGGCUGGAGAAGAAAUUCCAGAAGCAGAAAUAUUUAUCCACUCCAGAUCGGCUGGACUUAGCUCAGUCCUUGGGUCUAACGCAGUUACAGGUCAAGACGUGGUAUCAGAAUCGCAGGAUGAAGUGGAAAAAAAUCGUGCUUAAGGGUGGGCAAGAGGCACCCACAAAGCCGAAGGGACGUCCAAAGAAAAAUUCCAUCCCAACGUCUGAAGAGAUCGAGGCAGAGGAGAAGCUGAAAGGACUGUCCCACGCCGAGGUGGAGCAAGAGAAGGAGUCAGCAGAAGAUCAGAGUGGGCAGACACUGGAGGUAAAUCAAGAGACAGGAAGCCAAACAUUAGAGUCGCUCUCACCACCUGUGCCGCCCAGAUCGCCGCAGGAGUUCUCUACGAAAGAAAGCGGUUCAUCGAGCUAAAAAUCCACAUACUAAACAACUACUGACUGUUGCAUCCAGAACCAUUGGGAGUUACCAGGCAUGUUCUUUGGACUUGUCCUGUGUGUAGUCCUUGAUCAUUAAUGGAGUCUUCCCUUCACGUUCUUUCAUCUAGAAGGGAAAAGGUUAAAGCCGCCAGGCAGAAGGGAGCAGAAUGGAGGAUCUCCGUGACUAAUGGGGUCUGUGCAGACAAGACUGGGAACUUUUGCUGUGUUUGGAAAACAAUUGGACAGUGUAUAUAUAGUUUUCUUUAUUUUUGUGCCAGAAACUGCAGUGGAAAGAGUGAAAAAAAAAAAAAAAGCCAAAGCGACGGGAUAGAAGCUGUUUUCCCAGUGUGACUUACUUGAUAAUGCGCUCAGACUAAGUGCCUUAUUUUUGCAUGUUAAAUGAUGUAUAACAAUGUUUAUAUGUUAAGUCAGAACAGUUGUCAUUUAAUAUCCUACCGCAUUUACCCUAUAAUAAAGUAGGGUCUAAAUAACAUAACAUGGGCCGCAGAAACAAGGCAUAAUUUGCUACAUACAGGGAAGAAAUCUCCUCUGUUUGUGGUAUUUACAUGUGUAGUGUACACGUGUAUACCUAUGUACCUGACAGAUGCCAGGGUGAUGCCUGAAGGCUCAGGAUAUGAGGGGGAAAAAUGGGUCCCUCAUGUAGAGUCGAGCUGUGUCGUAUCCAAGGGAAACACAAAUAAAUUCUCCCUUGGUCGAUAUAUAGGUCCUGGUGAAAGACAAAGAAGUUACAGUAACUAGAAAGAUAGAGCAAUCUGUUUGUGAACAGUUGCCAGGCAAAGCCUAUUUAACAGUGUUUGAAACAGUGCGGAGCAUAAUUGGGAUUGCUUGCAGUGGGCCAUUGUGUUGGCCACAUGUACACACAUUAUAGGCAUGCACAGAAAGUGCUUAACACAAAGUAUAUUUCUGCACUGUGUAAGCCAGGUGUAAGUUACCCCAUGCUUACAAUGUACAGGACAAUUGCCAAGGCCAGGUCUUUUACACUUUCUAGGAGGGUGUUCUCAGAUUCUUCCCAUGUAAAACUGUAACCAAAGAAUGUUACAAGCACUCUCAAUGGCCAAUUUAUCAAGCCACAUUUUUUAUAUGUAGCAAAAUGACUCUGAGCUGCAAGACAAAUACCCCACAUAUAAAAUAUGUGUUUAUUCAGCGAUGGUAAUGUGAGACAGGUCUGACACAAGUUCCUGUAUCUCGCACACAACAAUAAUAAUAACACUGUAAUACUAUGCUACAUUAUGACUUGACAUUGUAUGUAGAAAUUUUAAAUUGCAGGGAAAUCGCUUAAUGAAGCAUUUAAUUGUGCAAAUGUUAUUGGCAGAUUUAGCACGGGAGGUGUAGGCAGUGAAUGCAAUGGCACCCUGGUUACCAUGGUAUAGUGAAGCUUUAUCUAGAGCUGACGCAGCUAGUAAAUUUACUAACCAUCGGUUUUGGUACUGUUUCCAAACCGACAGCAUGUUUGUGUAAAAAAAUAAAAAUAAAAGGUAUUUAUUAUUAUCUGUCAGUCUGCAGUGUCAAUUGCAAACCGAUGCCAACUUUGACAUCGAUUCUGACAUUACUGCUGACGACCGAUGACAAAAUCGACCCAAAAAAGGUGUGGGGUCCACCCCAAAUACAUAACCAGCCUCUAACCUCUCAACCUGAGCAGGUAAUGCAAAAUAGGGGGAGGGGGUUUCACCCUAUUUUCUAAACAGAACAUUAGUAAAUCUGUGGCUCCUAUACUUCUCUAUGCAAAAAUAUUGAUAGUUGUUCCAAAGUUCUAAACUGUUCUAAAGUUGGGAUUUUGAUCAUCAUCUUGGUUUUCUCAAUGACCAAAAUCCCCAAAUCAACCUUUAGUAUAUUUACCCAUAGGAGUGAGUUUCUUGUCAUGCUAUAGGUUACAGCUCUCAGGAAUAACCAUUGCUACUGUAAUAGGGCAGAUCUUUUGAAUCUAUGUACAGAAGAUGUUAGGCACACGACUAAUUGUAAGACUAGGGGCAGAAAUGAAACAAGCUGUGCAGGGGCUCAGGCACUUCUACGCUGGAGAGUACAGUAAUAUGAGUGCUGCUACUGAACUGGACAACAGACCAGGACUGGAUACCAAUAUACAGUACAAGCACUGAGUCAUCGUAUUUUUCAUGAAACAGCGGUAGCUAUCCCUUUGCUUGCAUACCGUCAGUUUUUUUGGGAAGUUCUGCUCCGGCCACCCCGACUUUGGUAAAUGCAUGCAGUUAUUUUCAUGACCGCACUGCGAGCUGGAGCGAAAUUUCCAUGCCACAGCUGAAUUUUAUAUGCGGUUGUUGGUAAAGGUCAGUCUAUCCAUACACACGUCUGCAUAGGGGUGUAUUCAAUACCUGUCGGAAGCUGCCAUCUUGUCGGAAAGAUGGCAAUUUCCAACAGGUUUAGGUCAGAAGGGGUUCUGACCUAUUCAAUGCUGGCUGAUUUUUUCCGACAAGUCGGGAAUUCCCGACUUGUCGGAAACACGUGGAUUGUUAGAUUAGCCAGGGAUCCACGUGUUCCGUGGCCAAAUCUGAUAGGUUUUGGCUGUUGUUCCGACAAUGUCAAUCCAACCUUUUUUUAAAGUUGGACUGACAUUGUCGGAACCGGGGAGAUGAGACGGGGGAGUGGGGACGGGUGAGUAGUGACAGCCUCUCAGCACCACGGCAGUGGCAGCAGCAGCAGUAGGGACGGACACCGCCGCUCAGCAGACCCGGCCAUCGGUCGACACAGCACGGGUUUUGAGCGGCGUCUCUGCCUCCCCAGGUACUGACAGUUGUCGGGAGCGGCCAAAUCCAACUGUCGGAUUUGUCCGCCCCAUUGAAUACUGACCUGUCGGGUCCUUUCCGUCGGGUAUUGAAUACACCCCAUAGUCAGCGUUGAUUCUUCUUACAUCUGCAAUCAAUGGGGCAGAUGUAUUAAGCCUGGAGAAGUAAUAAAGCAGUGAUAAGUACAAUGGGGGAUCAUUCCGAGUUGAUCAUAGCUGUGCUAAAUUUAGCACAGCUACGAUCAUGUUUCCUGACAUGCGGGAGGACGCCCAGCACAGGGCUAGUCCGCCCCGCAUGUCAGUCCGCUCCCCCCCCCCCCCCGCACAAAUACAAACGCAUCGCACAGUGGCGAUGCCUUUAUAUUUGAGGAGUAAUUCCCGGCCAGCGCAGCGCCUGUGGCUGGCCGGGAGUUGCUCAUCGCUCCCGCUGGCCGCAGCGGCUGCAUGAGACGUCACGCAGCCGCCGCGGCCCGCCCACCCCCCCCCAACGGUCCGGCCACAUCUGCGUUGGCCGGAUUGCUCCCCCUAAACGGCGGCUUACCGCCGCCAUUCAGCCCCCUCUCGCCUAGUGGCCGCCUCUGUCUCAGAGGCGAUCGCUAGGUCAUGAAAGCUGCCAUGCGCCGGCGCACUGUGGUGCCGGCGCAUGCGCAGUUCCGACCCGAUCGCUGCGCUGCAACAAACUACAGCGAGCGAUCGGGUCGGAAUGACCCUCAAGGUGAUAAGGCACCGGCCAAUCAUUACGUGUUUGAAAAAUGAUGUUAGGAGCUGAUUGGUUGGUUUGUUAUUGCCUUCCACUUAGUUAUCACAUUGCUUUAUCACUUCUCCGAGCUUAAUACAUCUGUCCCAAUGUUUGCUCCAGGAGGCCUUACAAGUUAAGUGUACAGGUUUAUAGCGGAGGACGGGUAAUGGCUAAACUGUAUGGCUGUCUUGCAAACUUUACAUGCCAAAUAUUAUUUUAGAUUUUUUUUAUGUUCAAAAGAAUACAUACACAUCAGUUCCAGGUAUGACAUACUGUAUGUACUCUACUCUGACAUCAUUAGACAUAUGUGCAUGUAUUUAGAAAAUUGUGCUAAGAACUCUUGUGAAAAAUAUAUUGGGGGUCAUUCCGAGUUGUUCGCACGCAAGCUGCUUUUAGCAGCUUUACACACGCUAAGCCGCCACCUACUGGGAGUGAAUCUUAGGUUCUAAAAAUUGCGAACGAAAGAUUCUAUAAAUUGCGACCACACACCUCUUAGCAGUUUCUGAGUAGCUCCAAACUUACUCGGCAUCUGCGAUCAGUUCAGUGCUUGUCGUUCCUGGUUUGACGUCACAAACACACCCAGCGUUCGCCCAGACACUCCUCCGUUUCUCCAGCCACUCCCGCGUUUUUCCCAGAAACGGCAGCGUUUUUUCGCACACACCCAUAAAACGGCCUGUUUCCGCCCAGAAACACCCACUUCCUGUCAAUCACAUUACGAUCACCAGAACGAAGAAAAAACCUCGUAAUGCCGUGAGUAAAAUUCCUAACUGCAUAGCAAAUUUACUUGGCGCAGUCGCACUGCGGACAUUGCGCAUGCGCAUUAGCGACUAAUCGCUCCGUUGCGACAAAAAAAUAACGAGCGAACAACUCGGAAUGACCCCCAUUGUUACAAUAGAGGUGAGUGCUUGAUGCAGAUCAGUGUGUGAGAUGUGGCUGGGAUGACAGAGGGUGGAAUGUGAAGGCAAGACACUGCAUUAGCCCUCGCGGCGCUGGCUGGUUUCACCACUCAGGGAUAUAGACUGACCUGACACACUAUGUGGGAAAGGGGCAGCUGUUCACACCUACACAUUACAGUUUUAUAUCUCAUAUGUAAAGCUGAUUUGGAAUAAGAUUUAAUAUAAAGUAUCUAUUUUUAAAGAAAAAUAAAAAUAAAAGUGAAA
Messenger RNA from Pseudophryne corroboree (corroboree frog), 6117 nucleotides. It is a transcript of the gene BARX2, whose product is annotated as BARX homeobox 2. The transcript has 4 exons. Gene Ontology annotation, molecular function: DNA-binding transcription factor activity, RNA polymerase II-specific; DNA binding. Bases 733 to 1458 code for a protein of 241 amino acids. NCBI's taxonomy places the organism in Eukaryota, Metazoa, Chordata, Amphibia, Anura, Myobatrachidae. The record is from RefSeq and is a predicted model, not a curated record. Gene Ontology annotation, biological process: regulation of DNA-templated transcription.